CACGUAUUAAGAUAUAAAAAUUCUUGGUACAAGUUAUCACCAAGAUAUAUUUUAAAUGGAUGAAGUGUAAACCAUUAGAGAUGAAAGAGAAAAGAUAACAUUACUACUACCAUUUAUUAAUAACCUACUUAAGCUGUUAAUCCAAGAAUACCUUAUUUUCUCCCUAGAUAACAGUCACUCCAUCUCACGCCAUUGAGUUUAGUGAUAUCGAUGCGCCUAUUCAAUGACUCGUAAUUGACACCUUACAUAGUGAUAGACUUUGUUUAUUCUCAUGAUUUGAGGCAUUAAAGUCUAUGAUGAAAGGUCAAGGUCAAACCACAUUAAACAGUAUCCUUAAAUAUUUUAAGUCAACAAAUGAAAUAAACCUCUGGAUUUCAACCACAGUUUUGGUUGGUUAUUCAAACCUUUAGAAUUUUAGACCAAUCAAAAAAGAAUGUCGAUAAUUACAAUGAUUUAUUAAGUUAACCGUUUUCAAUGAUUCCUCUAGCUCAUACGUAAACAUUAUUGUUGGUAUCAGUGGAGUUAAUCAAAAAUGACUUUCAAUUGGACAUCGAUUGUUUUGACCUUCAUUUGUUUAAUAUGUAAAUGUUUGUCAAAUGUAAACUAUCCAAGUUGCAGUGAAUCCCAAUAUUUAAUGCAAAAGAAAUCAUAUAUAGAUUUGCUUGCAAGUGAUAAUGAAUGUCAUGUUAUUUUAGUUGAAAGUAUACCGGAGAAUGUUACAUUUUCAAUGGGUUCUCCAAAACACCUAUCAACCUAUAUGGCAUGGGGACUUUUAAUUGAUUCUGCUAAGAAAAAUAUUUCAAUUGCAUCAUUUUAUUGGAGUUUAUCCGUAGAUAAAGAACUCAAUUUUACUGCUACUGAACAGGGGUCAAAUAUACUAAAAAAGUUAGUUGGUCGAAAAAAAGACGUUGACCUGAAAAUAGUCCAAAAUGGAAAAGAAACAAAUUCUACAGAUUUGAUGAACUUAACAGAAUCUGGCGCUCAAAUUAGAUGGCUUGAUUUUCAUCGACUUGUUGGACAAGGAAUUUUGCAUACAAAGUUAUGGUCAGUUGAUACCAAAAAUGGUUAUUUGGGUAGCGCAAAUAUGGAUUGGAGAUCAUUAACACAAGUUAAAGAGUUAGGCGUUCUUAUAUAUAACUGUCCCAAAAUAAUGGACGACUUGGAAAAAAUAUGGACAGUUUAUUGGUCACUUGGCAAUUCAAAUGGUUUCGUUCCUAAAAAUUGGCCUGAAGAAUUGCAAACUAAGUAUAAUAGAAGUAAUCCACUUAUUACGAAUAUUAAUGGUAUCCAAUCGCGUGUAUACUUUUCAAGUUCUCCUUCUUUGUUCAACCCACCUGGACGAAAUGAUGAUAUAGAUGCUCUACUUUCCGUUAUAAAUUCUGCGGAAAAAUUUAUUUAUAUAGCUGUUAUGAAUUUCAUGCCUCAAGUCAUAAGUUAUAAUAAAAAUAUACCUUCACGAUUUUGGCCAGUUAUUGAUAACGCGUUGCGUAAAGCUGCAAUUGAUCGUUCUGUUGAAGUACGCUUACUAAUCAGCAAAUGGAAUCAUACUUCGUCAUCUACUGAGAAUUUUUUGAAUUCCCUACGAGCAAUUUAUGGAGUUCAAUCAGCUCAAGUUCGUGUUCGUUACUUUAUUGUACCUUCAUAUACUGAUGCACAAAAAAGAAUACCAUAUGCUCGGGUGAAUCAUAAUAAAUACAUGGUAACCGAUAAAACAGCUUACAUAGGUACUUCUAAUUGGUCCGGUGAUUACUUCCUUUAUACUGGUGGUGUCGCUUUCGUCUAUGAAGAAGGGAACCAAACUUCAAAUAACUUAAAUCAAGAAAAUACAGAUCAUAGUGAAUUUUGUUUACCGAAACCAAUAUCUCUCAGAAAACAAUUGGAAGAUGUUUUCCGUCGAGAUUGGAACUCAGAGUUUACCGAUGAACUUUAAAUAAUUUUCUCAUAUAAUUCACUCUUAUCAAUGUAAUAAAUUAUUAUUAUUUAUAAACACUAAACUGAUAAAUGUAAAGUCAAUGUUUUUUUUUAGGAUAAAAUAAUCAUUUAAAAGUUUAUCGUCUAAUUCCUAUUUAUUUAGCAGUAAAUACACAUGAUCAUUGUUUUUUUUUGAUAUCAUUGAAGAUUUGUAAAUAGCUUAAAAAUGCAUUCAUCUGAUCUAUAGUUUAUUUUAAGCAAACCACUAACAUUCUCACAAUAAUAAUAUUUCUUAUCAUAUCCAAACAUGUUCGUUCGUAGUUGGAUCCUAACAAUUAUUUGCAAUUUAAAUGAGACAAACUUACUCGUCUAGCUUCAUAAGGUCUACUUCACUGUGGAUAUUUUUUAAAAUUUAAAUUCAAGGUAUCGAACCUUUCAAAUGAACUUGUUCUAUUCCUUCGACAUUUGACCAGUUAAACUUGGGACGGUGCUAAGUUUAGUAUAACUUGAGUACUACUUGUUUGGAUGGUAUUCUC
Messenger RNA from Schistosoma rodhaini, 2447 nucleotides. Lineage: Eukaryota; Metazoa; Platyhelminthes; Trematoda; Strigeidida; Schistosomatidae. The record is from the annotation of a GenBank genome assembly.